Staurois parvus is the source of this 268-nucleotide messenger RNA. NCBI's taxonomy places the organism in Eukaryota, Metazoa, Chordata, Amphibia, Anura, Ranidae. The record is from the annotation of a GenBank genome assembly.
GCCCCUCAUGUUAACACCUUCCCGCCCAGUGCCAUUAGUACAGUGUCAGUGCUUUUUUAUAGCACUGAUCACUGUAUUGGUGUCACAUGAUUUGCGCUCCCGUGGUUAUUGCGCCCCUCACAGAUAGCAUCAGAUUGCCCACCACACCUCAAGAAAUGUGAUAGGCAGUCAGAAAGUAAAAGCUGUGUAAAUUCCAUUAUCUAUACCAUAGUUUGUAGAUGCUAUAACUUCCACACAUAGCAAUCAAUAUACACUUAUUGGGAUUUUU